Messenger RNA from Ctenocephalides felis (cat flea), 1383 nucleotides. Its product is annotated as paired box protein Pax-6-like. The transcript has 9 exons. Gene Ontology annotation, biological process: regulation of transcription by RNA polymerase II; anatomical structure development. Bases 1 to 1383 code for a protein of 460 amino acids. Gene Ontology annotation, molecular function: RNA polymerase II cis-regulatory region sequence-specific DNA binding; DNA-binding transcription factor activity, RNA polymerase II-specific. NCBI's taxonomy places the organism in Eukaryota, Metazoa, Arthropoda, Insecta, Siphonaptera, Pulicidae. The record is from RefSeq and is a predicted model, not a curated record.
AUGUUAUUAUCAACAGAGGAUCUGAUGCACGGUCACUCUGCGUUGAACCAGAGUGCGUUGUUCGGCUGUUCGGCCGCCGGACACAGCGGCAUCAACCAGCUGGGCGGCGUCUACGUGAACGGGAGGCCUUUGCCCGACUCGACGCGGCAGAAGAUUGUCGAAUUAGCGCACUCGGGCGCGCGCCCUUGCGACAUUUCGCGGAUUCUGCAAGUGUCCAACGGAUGCGUCAGCAAGAUAUUAGGAAGAUAUUAUGAGACCGGUUCAAUAAAACCCCGAGCGAUUGGCGGGUCCAAACCUCGGGUAGCAACCACACCGGUCGUGAAUAAAAUCGCCGAUUACAAGCGCGAAUGCCCAAGCAUUUUCGCUUGGGAAAUUCGAGAUCGCCUUCUCUCCGAAGCGGUCUGCAACAACGACAAUAUACCCAGCGUGUCUUCAAUAAACCGCGUUCUGCGCAACCUUGCUUCACAAAAAGAGCAACAAGCGAACUCUCAAAACGAAUCUGUUUACGACAAAUUGCGAAUGUUUAAUGGUCAAGCACCAGGAUGGGCAUGGUACUCUGGAGCAGGAGCACCUUCUCAUCUCGGUUUGCCGACCACGCCGACGGCACAAGUGGCCGCUGGACAAAUCACCAGAGACGACCUGCAAAAAAGAGCAGAGAUGUCAUUAGAAAGCACGUCCGACGGAAAUUCAGAACACAAUUCAUCAGGUGAUGAAGAUUCACAAAUGCGAUUGCGGCUGAAAAGAAAAUUGCAACGGAAUCGCACGUCCUUCACGAACGAACAAAUCGACAGCCUGGAGAAAGAAUUCGAGAGGACGCAUUAUCCUGACGUGUUCGCGCGCGAGAGACUGGCGGAGAAAAUAGGAUUGCCUGAGGCACGUAUCCAGGUUUGGUUUAGUAACAGGCGAGCUAAAUGGAGACGCGAGGAAAAACUUCGAACCCAAAGACGUACGAGCGAUCAUCCAGUGGGAACGAGUCCGCCGGCACCACCAAGCAAUCCGCCGCGGUUGCCUCUGCAAAGCGGGUUUAAUUCUAUGUACUCAUCUAUACCACAACCUAUUGCAACGAUGGCCGACACUUAUAGUCCAAUAUCAUCAUCGUUGGGUUCUAUGACAUCAAGUUGUCUGCAACAGCGCGAAAGUUAUCCGUACAUGUUCCCUGAUGCCUUGCAUUCCUUGGGAGCCCCAUAUGGUCAUUCGAGGCCGCCAUGCAAUCCAGCCGCCGCACAUCAGCAACCACCGCCCAAUCCUCACGCUUCUUACGGCAACCCGGUCAGCGCCGCAAAUAGCACAGGAGUGAUAUCAGCCGGUGUAUCAGUUCCCGUUCAGAUCCCGUCUCAAGCGCAGGAGUUAUCGGUAGCGAACUACUGGCCGCGUCUCCAGUGA